Molecule: messenger RNA, 1198 nt
Organism: Alosa sapidissima (American shad)
Lineage: Eukaryota; Metazoa; Chordata; Actinopteri; Clupeiformes; Clupeidae
Gene: gadd45ga
Product: growth arrest and DNA-damage-inducible, gamma a
Exons: 4
Coding region: 95-571 (158 amino acids)
Biological process (GO): regulation of cell cycle
Cellular component (GO): nucleus; cytoplasm
Source: RefSeq, a predicted model, not a curated record
ACUUCUCUCUCUGUUCUAUCUUCAGCCCAGAGCGCACACAGUGAACGAACUAGGACCUAAACCUUUCUGGAUACUAUACUAGCCUACAUCAACCAUGACUCUUGAGGAAGUUCACGGACAAGAUAACUCUGAAACAACUGACAGAAUGCAGGUCAUCGGUACUGCUUUGGAGGAGCUACUCGUUUCGGCGAAGAAACAAGACUGCUUGACAGUCGGGGUAUACGAAUCAGCAAAAGUCAUGAAUGUUGAUCCAGACAAUGUGGCAUUCUGCGUGUUAGCGACUGACGAGGAAUACGAAUGCGACAUUGCCCUCCAGAUCCACUUCACCCUCAUCCAGGCUUUUUGCUUUGACAAUGACAUCAACAUCGUGAGGGUGAAUGACAUCGAGCGCCUUGCCGGUAUUGUUGGCACUGACGAGUCGGAUGAACCUAAAGACGCUCACUGUAUUCUUGUCACGAGCCCCAAUGUGGACUCGUGGAAGGAUCCUGCUUUAGACAAACUCCGGCUGUUCUGCGAAGAGAGCCGCGGCAUGUAUGAGUGGGUGCCGACCAUCACCCUCCCCGAGCGCUGAACUGGGCCACUUCUCUACGCUUCUGCAACAGAAGGAGAAGGAACCUGUUCCGAAUCACCGAGUGUGAAGUUCCCACUCUGAUAGCGGAGGAUGCAAAGCGUACCUCCAGAUUUCGGGGACUCUCUCUGGAAUGGCGUGCUGGCGCUGAAAGAAGAAGAUGGACUGGAUGGGUACAGGAAAGUUCUGGGAAAGUCGACGAGGAGUUGACCGAGUCGAGACGGACUUAUGUGUUGGAUACAGUAUGAUUCCAUCACACCCUCCACACUUGCAAUCUUGGAUGGGAAAGAAAGAUAGAGGAGUCGAAACGUCAAAACUGGAAUGUGGAUAGAUGGACUUUGAGAGUUUCUAAAGGGAAACAAGGAAGGAACUGGACUGAUGCAUGAAAUGAACCUGAAAUGGCAUGGUGGAUUUUAUAAGAUUAUGGGACAUUACUGAUUGAAGCAAUGGUGUUAGCUUCCCCUGGCAAUGAAGCUAGUUGUUUCUGGAUGGACUUUCAGACAAAAUCACUGAGUCAUCUUUGUUAUGCCGAAAUGAUGGAAAAGAGAUGUUCUACAGUAAAAACAAAAUGCAAUGAUGCUGUUAAACAAUUUGCAGACAUAAAUAAAUAUUUCAAAAGUUUAUCCAUUA